AUGCAUGAUUGGAAAGAAUCACAUUCUCAAGUUUUUAAUAGUAUUCGAUUAAAGUCGUGGAGAAGCAAAACUACUAAAAAAGAAAUGAGCGCCUCUGUGGUAAACGAGGAAAUUGACGAUAACUGGUUUAAAACCUCCGACAAUCUUCUGAUCGACGAUGAUAUUACUUUGGAUUAUAAACUUAAUUCGGCUGAGGAUGUUGAGUUCUUUAAUCUAUUAGAAGAGGCAGAUUCACUAAAAUAUACUGAGAAGAUAAGUGGUCAGCAAGAAGAAAAAGAAAACCAGCAACCACUACAACAGGGUGACGAAACAUUUUUGCGUGAUUUUAAAGGUGAUGUAUCUGAGCAAGUAGAAGAAACAAAAAUGUUACAAGAACAAGUAGACACAGAAACAAAAGUUUCAGAAGAGCCUGUAUAUAAGUUUGACGAAAAUGAUACAGGGCUCUUACCGGAGGAAAUCGAAACACAACCGGAGGACGAAAAUGAUGCAGAGCUCUUACCAGAGGAAAUCGAAACACAUACGGUUGAUGAAUCUUUUAACGAAAAUGUGAUCGUUCUUGAAGAUGAUGAAUUAAUUGAUAAUGAUAACAUCGAUGACAGUGUUAUACCUGAUGAUUUGGAAGAUGAAUCUGACUUUUAUUUCGGUAAGCGAUCACCUCAAAAAGAAAAUGACCAUUCAAAUAGUGGUCAAUCCCGUUGUAUCUUGGAAUAUGAAGGCCAAACGAAUCAUAUAUAUGUCAAGUCUGAUAAAUGCUUGGGGGAGUUAAUGCAAGAUCUCAAGGAUGACCUUAUCCGUGACAGAACACUUGAUGGUGAAGUGGUAUUGACGUUUUUAGAUUCAUCCAUUGAUGAUUUCCAAUUAGUUUUGUCUCAGGAUAAUAAAUAUUCACAAGAAUUUACACUUGGUAAAAUUAUUAAUGUCCAUAAUAAAUAUCGAAAAUCUCGUGACCUUGAUACGGCAGAUCUUCACGUAGUAAUGACUUUACAAAAUAGAUUCAUUUCACAGUAUCGAAAAUAUGAUGAUGUCGCCGGGGAGAGAGCACAAAAUCCAAUUAUCGUCGGUGACUCAUCACCUGAGCCCUUCGAUGAUUGUGAUAAUAAUUCAACAUUUCCCGGUGAAGACGUCAUAACAAAAGUGGACCAAGUAUCUGGAACAGGUAAUUCAUUUUUUAAACCAUCAAAAGACGCGUCUUUGCCACUAUCUAAAGAUGUAAAUGACGAACAAAACAAUGAUAUUAGAGAUGAAAAUGAUGAUCUUCCACCUUAUUCUGGUGACGAAGAUGACGGUAGUAUAUGGGAGAAUGAUGAACACGAUGAAGAUGAAUUUUAUAACGAAGAUUCUCAAACUUAUUAUCAAAAGCAAGCAACAUCUAGUGAAACAGAUGAGUUAUAUGUUGGUGAACAAGAGCCUUAUGAAGAUGGUGUAGGUUUAGGUGAAGAUAACGAGGUGAAACAUCUUGAUGAACAACUAGUGUCAAAUGAUCUACCUAGUGAUAAAGAUGACAUAGGUUUAGGUGAAAAUGAUGAAGUUAAACAUCUUGGUGAACAACUAGAGUCAAAUGAUCUAACUAGUGACAAAUAUGACAUAGUUGAAGAUGAAGUGAAACAUCUCGAUAAACAACUAGAGUCAAAUGAACAGCUAGAAUCAAACGAACAGAUAGAAUCAAAUGAACUACUAGAAUCAAAUGAACUACUAGAGUCAAAUGAACAGCUAGAAUCAAAUGACCUUCUAGAAUCAAAUGACCUUCUAGAAUCAAAUGAAAUUCUAGAAUCAAAUGACCUUCUAGAGUCAAAUGAACUACUAGAAUCAAAUGAACUGCCGAGUGAUAAAAAUGAUCUGCGUGAAGACAUUUUUAAUGAAGACUCAUUAAAUGAUAUUGAUUUCUCAAAUGUAUAUGAUUCGAAGGAUAAUGAUUUGUUCGCUCCGAUUGACGAAUGGGUGGCUGAAUAUACCGCAAGAAAGCGUGAGAGACCUUACACGAACGAUAAUGAAGAAGAAGCCAAUAAGAAGGCCCGUAUAAAUUGA
Cetraspora pellucida is the source of this 2025-nucleotide messenger RNA. NCBI's taxonomy places the organism in Eukaryota, Fungi, Glomeromycota, Glomeromycetes, Diversisporales, Gigasporaceae. The record is from the annotation of a GenBank genome assembly.